AGAGAAUCUCCAUUAUUGUCUCCGGAAUCAGAAGAUUCUGCGUCGCCUCUCUCUCGUCAUCUUCCGCUUCAAACCUCACCGAUCAUCGGAUGUUGAAACAAGUUCUUGAAUCAUGCAAAGCUCCUUCAAAUUCUAAAUGUGUUCUUCAAGCACAUGCUCAUAUCUUUAAACUUGGAUAUGGAACAUAUCCAUCUCUUCUUGUCUCCACAGUUGCAGCUUAUAGACGCUGCAACCGUUCAUAUCUUGCUCGACGGCUUCUUCUUUGGUUCCUCUCUUUGUCACCUGGUGUCUGUAACACAAACGUAAUCAUUGAGAGUCUUAUGAAAAUUGGAGAGUCUGGUUUGGCCAAGAAGGUUCUUCGUAACGCUAGUGAUCAGAAUGUGAUCACCUGGAAUUUGAUGAUUGGUGGUUAUGUUAGAAAUGUUCAGUACGAAGAAGCUUUGAAAACUCUUAAGAAUAUGCUUAGUUUUACUGAUAUUAAACCGAAUAAGUUCAGUUUCGCUUCCUCUUUAGCUGCUUGUGCCCGUCUUGGAGAUCUACACCAUGCAAAGUGGGUGCAUUCUCUGAUGAUUGAUGCUGGGAUUGAACUUAAUGCAAUAUUGUCUUCUGCACUUGUCGAUGUGUAUGCAAAGUGCGGAGAUAUAGAAACUUCGAGGGAGGUUUUCUAUAGUGUUAAACGGAAUGAUGUGUCGAUUUGGAACGCGAUGAUCACGGGUUUUGCUACUCAUGGGCUAGCCACAGAAGCAAUCAGAGUGUUUUCAGAGAUGGAAGCAGAACAUGUUUCACCAGAUUCUAUAACAUUUCUCGGGCUUUUAACAGCGUGUAGCCAUUGCGGUUUGCUCGAAGAAGGGAAAGAGUACUUUGGUCUAAUGAGUCAGCGGUUUUCAAUACAGCCAAAGUUAGAGCACUACGGGGCUAUGGUUGAUCUGCUAGGCCGGGCAGGACGGGUAAAAGAAGCUUAUGAGUUGAUAGAAUCAAUGCAGAUCGAGCCAGAUGUGGUGAUUUGGAGGUCUCUUCUUAGUUCCUCCAGAACUUACAAGAAUCCCGAGCUAGGAGAAAUCGCGAUACAGAAUCUUUCAAAGGCAAAGAGCGGAGACUAUGUGUUGCUUUCGAACAUCUAUAGCUCCACGAAGAAAUGGGAGAGUGCUCAAAAGGUUAGAGAAUUGAUGACUAAGGAAGGAAUCCGUAAAGCAAAAGGAAAGAGUUGGGUGGAAUUUGGAGGGAUGAUACAUCGGUUUAAGGCAGGGGAUACAUCUCAUAUAGAAACAAUGGCUAUAUACAAAGUAUUAGAAGGUUUGAUACAGAAAACGAAGUCUGAAGGAUUUGUGUCUGACACAGAUUUGGUGUUAAUGGAUGUCUCUGAAGAGGAGAAAGAGGAGAACUUGAAUUACCACAGCGAAAAGCUUGCGUUGGCAUAUGUGAUCUUGAAGAGUAGUCCAGGAACAGAAAUUAGAAUUCAGAAGAAUAUACGGAUGUGUAGUGAUUGCCACAACUGGAUAAAAGCUGUGUCGAAGUUGUUGAAUAGAGUGAUUAUAAUGCGGGAUCGGAUACGGUUUCAUAGAUUUGAAGAUGGGUUGUGUUCUUGCAAAGAUUACUGGUAAAAGAGAUAGGCUACAAGAGCUAUCUAUCUGCAUUCUUUCUUCGCAAACUCGCAAAAGGAACGAUCAAGAAACUGAAAUAUUACAGGAACUUUUAAGCUGAGUUGAAGCAUGAAGCUGAGUUAUCAGAUAGAUGCACUCUGAACUAUUGAGAAAGUUUAGUAAGUUUUGGGAAUGUUAAAGUUUUAUGGAAACUUGGUGAUUUACCAUUUUGUCCUACUAAAGUGGCAGUAAUGUGUCUUGGAUCGGAGGGUAUAAGGGUAAUAAUAAAGAAAUGUUAGAAUU
Molecule: messenger RNA, 1883 nt
Organism: Arabidopsis arenosa
Lineage: Eukaryota; Viridiplantae; Streptophyta; Magnoliopsida; Brassicales; Brassicaceae
Source: the annotation of a GenBank genome assembly